AUGAUUUUAUUUAUUACGUUGGCAACAUUCUGUCCGAAUCAGGCCGAAAGUCGAGCUGUGCACAAUAUUUACAAAAACGGUCAGCCAUCUCACAUCGCAUAUCUUCGUCUUGGUGACAAUGAUGAAUUAGCUAGCGACGACAACAGUGGCGAAAAUCAAGACGUGUAUACGCAUACAAAACGUAAGAGUGAACUGUUAUCAUCAUUAUAUGGUCUACCAUAUGCUCUUGCUCGCAAACGACAAGCAAAUUAA
Messenger RNA from Adineta ricciae, 252 nucleotides. Lineage: Eukaryota; Metazoa; Rotifera; Eurotatoria; Adinetida; Adinetidae. The record is from the annotation of a GenBank genome assembly.